Messenger RNA from Exophiala spinifera, 621 nucleotides. RefSeq lists its product as uncharacterized. The transcript is spliced from 2 exons. The record is from RefSeq and is a predicted model, not a curated record. Bases 1 to 621 code for a protein of 206 amino acids. NCBI's taxonomy places the organism in Eukaryota, Fungi, Ascomycota, Eurotiomycetes, Chaetothyriales, Herpotrichiellaceae.
AUGCAGUUCUUGGUCCUUGCAACAACUGUAGCUGCGUUCACCCAACUAGCAAUCACGCAGACAAUUGAUCCGAACUCUGUACCGUUGUCUACAAGGCAGACCUGGUGCAAUUCUCAGAGAGCACAAUGUCCCUUGAUCUGUGUCGACCAGACCAACUCGGCCGGUACCAAUUCCAACGACUGUGAUCCCACAGACCUUGCCUACAGUUGCAUAUGUGCCAACGGCCUCUCUCCCAACGCUUCGGAAUACUCCCUGACCAUGCCCUACUAUAUCUGCACGCAAUACAACACCGACUGUCAAGCCAACUGUGGGAAUGACAACACCUGUGCUGCUGCAUGCGUUCAAAAUCACCCUUGUGGUGCUACAGACCCCACCAGAGUAAAUACAAGCACUAUUUCUACAAUGUCUGCCACAUCAACCACCAAUGGAGCAGCUGCCUCGACUGCUUCUGACGGAGGGGUUGUUUACACGGGCUUUGGUGGUGCAUCUGCUGCUGCAACUACAGCUGGUGGUGACUCUGGAAGCUCAGCUGCCACAAGGGUCAUUGUCAACAUGGGUCAGCUGUACGGACUGGGGGUCCUUGUUGCAGGUAUUUUUGCUGGAUUCGCUCUGAUGUUGUGA